AUGGCCUCCCUGCAGACCUGGACCAAGAACUUCUUAGGAUGGGUCUUCUUCUGCUGCUGUUGCUUUCUCCCUCUUCUUCUCACCAGCCCUCUGCCUCCAAAAGCGGCAGGGGUGGCUUCUACCACCCAUCAUACCUGCAGGCUCAGGAAGCUCAACUUCCAGCCCUACAUCAGGAAUCGCACCUACACCUUGGCUAAAAUGGCCAGGGUCUCAGACGAGGACACAGAUAACAGGCUUAUUGGGCAGCAGCUCUAUGUUAAUGUCAAGGAAAACAACCGCUGCUACAUGAUGAAGAGGAUUGUGGAGAUUGUAGUGAAAGAUGUCCUCCUCACCGAGGUCAAGGACCAGUACCCGUACGCUUCAGAGGUGGUACAGUUCUUUGCAUCCCUGACCUCGGAGCUGAGCAAAUGUAAAUUCUCAGGACACAGAGAGCACAUUGAAAAGAACCUGGAAGAAAUGAAGACCAAAAUCAAAGAGUUGGGAGACAAUGGAAAGACUAAAGCCAUUGGGGAACUGGAUUUACUGUUUGACUACAUAGAAAAUGCCUGUACUGACAUCCCAAAGAAGGCAGGGAACAAGAAGAAAAACUGA
Strigops habroptila (Kakapo) is the source of this 591-nucleotide messenger RNA. It is a transcript of the gene IL22, whose product is annotated as interleukin 22. The record is from RefSeq and is a predicted model, not a curated record. The transcript has 5 exons. Gene Ontology annotation, cellular component: extracellular region. Lineage: Eukaryota; Metazoa; Chordata; Aves; Psittaciformes; Psittacidae. The coding region runs from base 1 to 591 and encodes 196 amino acids.